This is a messenger RNA of Candida dubliniensis CD36, 780 nucleotides long. RefSeq names its product U2 snRNP complex subunit. Lineage: Eukaryota; Fungi; Ascomycota; Pichiomycetes; Serinales; Debaryomycetaceae. The coding region runs from base 1 to 780 and encodes 259 amino acids. Gene Ontology annotation, cellular component: nucleolus; U12-type spliceosomal complex. The transcript has a single exon. Gene Ontology annotation, biological process: positive regulation of mRNA splicing, via spliceosome. The record is from RefSeq and is a predicted model, not a curated record. Gene Ontology annotation, molecular function: RNA binding.
AUGUCCACAAUUUUCAGAAAGAGACUAGACUCUGAUAGGAAUAUAGAAGCAUCGUUAUAUUUUGGAAAUAUUGAUCCACAAGUUACAGAGUUGCUAAUGUAUGAGUUAUUCAUCCAGUUUGGUCCCAUCAAAUCAAUAAAUAUGCCAAAGGAUCGUAUAUUAAAAACGCACCAAGGGUACGGAUUUGUCGAAUUCAAAAACUCAGCAGAUGCCAAAUAUACAAUGGAUAUACUACGGGGAGUAAGACUUUAUGGAAAAGCUUUGAAAUUGAAACGAAUUGAUGCCAAGUCUCUGGCACCAACAAACAGCACAAACAAUCAAACAAUAGGAACUUUUGUACAAUCAAAUUUGAUCAAUCCGAAUUACAUAGAUGUUGGAGCUAAGCUAUUUAUCAACAAUCUUAAUCCCUUGGUUGAUGAAUCUUUUUUGAUGGAUACCUUUAGUAAGUUUGGAACCCUUAUACGAAACCCAAUAAUUAGACGCGAUUCAGAGGGCCACUCUUUGGGACACGGGUUUCUUACGUAUGAUGACUUUGAAAGCAGUGACUUAUGCAUACAAAAAAUGAAUAACACUAUUUUGAUGAAUAACAAAAUUACCAUCAAUUAUGCAUUCAAAGACCUGACUAUUGAUGGGAAAAAGUCCCGACAUGGAGAUCAAGUAGAACGGAAGUUGGCUGAAAGUGCAAAAAAGAAUAAUUUAUUGGUAACAAAGACCUCUAAGGCGAGUACAGGGAAGGGAAAUAAAAGAAAGAAUAAACCACAUAAAGUGACCAAACCGUGA